AUUUUGAGUCACGAGGCAAAAUGGAAUGUGGUGGUGGAUAUGAAAACAUAACCUGACCCAAGAUCUGUCACUGCUACUUUCUAAAGAGAGCAUUUCUAAUAUUCCACCACGUUUGUAUCGGUAAAGAAUUCAACGAAAUAUCCACCACCAACAACACACCCCACUCUCAAUGGAAAAGUUGAUUGAUAACAACCGGCGCGACCGGUGCAAUAAAACACAUUAAUUCUCUCCCCAACCCACCGCCGAAGCAUUUCUAAACGAAAGUGUAAAAAGAACCCAUGACGUGUGCAAGAGAGGGAGAGAGGAACAACCUUUUGUUUGUGGAUAAAAUGCACUUGCAGUGGCCAGAUACAGAAAUAGAAAAGUGGCACGAGACUUAGUAGUCAAACAUCAGCCCGUGACGUUGUAACACAAAACAAAUUAAAAAAAUAUACAAAAUUCGUGUUUUUUGUGUUGGAAAAAAACUAGUGUAUAUAUUUAACGUUUUAUUUGUCUGUGUGGAUCUGUCAAAACAAAUUACCCAAAAAUGUCAUCAAAUAUUGACAUAAUGUUCCAUUAUUUUCUCAAAAUUCGCAAGAAGUAUCCCAAUAUUGAUAAUGAUUUGGAAACAAUUUUGAGACCUCUACGUCAUCCACGUGAUGCCAUGUGUAUGGCUGAUAUUAAAGAAAGUUACAGACAGCUGACUGGUGAAAAAUUUCCAAUGCGCUGUGGUUCGCUAGGUGUGGGCGAGUUUCUCCUAACAAUACCUUAUGUGGCAUGCUACUGCAACGAAAACGGAACCCUAAUGUUCUAUUCUGUGGAUGGAUUCUAAUUAGAAAAAUAGUGAAAUUUACAUCGAUUAUGUACAUAUAUUCAAAUAUUUUA
Messenger RNA from Musca domestica (house fly), 864 nucleotides. RefSeq names its product maternal effect protein oskar. The coding region runs from base 527 to 811 and encodes 94 amino acids. The record is from RefSeq and is a predicted model, not a curated record. NCBI's taxonomy places the organism in Eukaryota, Metazoa, Arthropoda, Insecta, Diptera, Muscidae. The transcript is spliced from 2 exons.